Messenger RNA from Lepisosteus oculatus (spotted gar), 5801 nucleotides. RefSeq names its product thrombospondin 2a (gene thbs2a). The record is from RefSeq and is a predicted model, not a curated record. Lineage: Eukaryota; Metazoa; Chordata; Actinopteri; Semionotiformes; Lepisosteidae. Gene Ontology annotation, molecular function: calcium ion binding; protein binding. Gene Ontology annotation, cellular component: extracellular region. Gene Ontology annotation, biological process: cell adhesion; negative regulation of angiogenesis.
UGGAGUCUGGACGGGCUUGUUACAUAAGAAGGGAGAUCGGCUUGGAAGGGGGGUGAAAGAGGCUGGGUCUGGGGGUCUGCCUGCAGGUAUAUGAGAGCAAAUUGCACGAUCAGAGGGGAAUUAUGUAAUUGCGCCGAAGCAACAGAGCCAGACAGCUCCGAUUGAAAGUGAUUGACAGCACCCGACUAAACAGUAUAAAAGAAGCAGAGACUACAUCCCUCGAGCCACUAACCCCGGAGUCUUCACGCGUGUGGACAUAGUGGACUUAACAGCUGUACUGUAUACCACCUGAUUUCAACUGAAAGUGCUUCAUAAAAAGAUAUUUCUUCAUUUUUCAUACUUACAUCCCUCAUCACUGGACUAUUAAAGACAUUUUUAACAUUUCCAAGGAUUGCACUUUGAUCAGGAGUAAUGAUUCUCAGGAGAAGGCUGUUGUGGCUGCCUGUAUUAUUUAUUAUUUGUGCUUCAUCAAAAGCUCAAGAUGAUGAGGUGGAAGACAACAGCGUUUUUGACUUGUUUGAGAUAAGCAAGAUUACCCGAAAGACUCUGGGUGCCAAGCAGUUCCGAGGUCAAGAUCCCAACUCCCCUGCGUAUCGUUUCAUUCGUUUCGAUCACUUACCUCACGUCAACCCGGCUGUCCUGCGGCAGAUCUUGCAGCAGAUGCAGAACAAUGAGGGCUUUGUGUUUCUGGCCACCAUACGACAGGACAGGGGCUCCCGGGGCACCCUGCUGGCCCUAGAGGGGCCUGGCUCCACACAGCGGCAGUUUGAGAUCGUCUCCAACGGCAAGGCAGACACACUGGACCUGGUGUACUGGGUGGACGGCUCGCAGAACGUGGUCUCCUUUGAGGAUGUUGAGCUCUCGGACUCGCAGUGGAAGAACAUCACGUUGCACGUGCAUGGAGAGAACGCCAAUCUCUACAUCGGCUGUACUCUCUUUGACUCCUUCAUUCUGGACGAGCCCUUCUACGAGCACCUGCGUGCUGAUGGCAGCAGGAUGUAUGUCGCCAAAGGAAGCAUUCGGGAAAAUCACUUCAGGGGUUUGCUGCAGAACGUGAGGUUUAUCUUUGAUACCUCAGUGGAGGACAUCCUACGUAACAAAGGCUGUGAGAUCAGCAAGCCAGAGGAAGUCAAUGCUGUGAGUGAGAGCACAGAGAUUGUUGACGUCAGCCCUGCUAUCACGACUAACUUCAUCGGCCAGAAGACGGACCAGGCAGCAGAUUUCUGUGACCGCUCAUGCGAGGAGUUCAGCACCAUGUUCCAGGAGCUGAAAGGGCUGCGUGUUGUAGUUAGCAACCUGAUUGAUGGCCUGCAGAAAGUGACUGAAGAAAAUGGCAUUAUGCGGAACAUCCUAGACAAAAUGGAGAACCCCUCAGAGCAGGACAUGUGCUGGCAGGAUGGACGCCUCUUUGAGGACAAGGAAGACUGGAUUGUGGACAGCUGCACCAAGUGUACCUGCAAGGAAUCCAAAGUUGUGUGCAACCAGAUCACCUGCCCAGCAGUCUCCUGUGCUAGUCCAUCGUUCAUUGAGGGAGAAUGCUGUCCUGUGUGUCUUCCUAAGGACAGUGAGGAUGGCUGGUCACCCUGGUCAGAGUGGACUGAGUGCACAGUGACCUGCGGUACAGGCACCCAGCAGAGAGGCCGUUCAUGUGAUGCCACCAAUAACCCUUGUGUGGGACCUUCCAUCCAGACGAGAAGGUGCAGCCUGGGAAAAUGUGACAGCCGUUUCCGUCAGGAUGGUGGCUGGAGUCUGUGGUCCCCCUGGUCUUCUUGCUCAGUGACCUGCGGAGAGGGAAUGGUCACUCGUAUUCGCCACUGCAAUGCUCCAAUGCCACAGCUGGGGGGCAAGAACUGUGAGGGAAGUGGGAGAGAGACUCAGCGCUGUGAGGCAGAGCCCUGUCCCAUUGAUGGUGGCUGGGGUCCUUGGUCUCCCUGGGCAACCUGCUCGGCAACAUGUGGGAAGGGUCUGCGGGGGCGUACACGAGUCUGCAACAGCCCCCAGCCCCAGUAUGGUGGGAAGAAGUGCAUGGGAGAUCCCAACGGCAAUGAGAGCUGCAAUGACCAUGCCUGUCCUAUUGAUGGAUGCCUCUCUAACCCCUGUUUUGCGGGAGUGGAGUGUAACAGCUCUCCUGAUGGCUCCUGGGAGUGCGGGCCCUGUCCUGUGGGUUUCCGUGGCAAUGGAACUUUCUGUGAAGAUCUUAAUGAGUGUGACCUGGUGUCCGAUGUGUGCUUCAAGGUCAAUAAUGUUCAGCGCUGCAUCAACACUGAUCCUGGCUUUCACUGCUUGCCCUGUCCACCACGAUACAAGGGCACACAGCCCUUUGGAAUGGGCAUAGAGGCUGCCAAGAAGAACAAGCAGGUGUGUGAACCUGAGAAUCCCUGCAAGGACAAGACCCACAGCUGCCACAAGUAUGCGGAGUGCAUCUACCUGAGCCAUUUCAGUGACCCCAUGUACAAAUGUGAGUGUAAGAUUGGGUAUGCUGGAGAUGGCAUCAUUUGUGGAGAGGACUCAGACCUUGAUGGUUGGCCCAACCAGAAUCUGGUGUGUGGGGCAAAUGCUACCUAUCACUGCAAUAAGGAUAACUGCCCUAACCUGCCUAACUCUGGACAAGAAGACUUUGACAAGGAUGGUCAGGGAGAUGCCUGUGACAAGGAUGAUGACAAUGAUAGCAUUGUGGAUGAAAGGGACAACUGCCCUCUCUUAUACAACCCUCGGCAGUUUGAUUAUGACAAGGAUGAUGUGGGUGACCGCUGUGACAACUGCCCUUAUGAACAUAACCCAGCGCAGAUUGACACUGACAAUAAUGGAGAAGGAGAUGCUUGUGCUAUUGAUAUAGAUGGAGAUGAGAUUCUAAAUGAGCAUGACAACUGUCCAUAUGUGUACAACACUGACCAGAAGGACACAGACCUGGACAAAGUGGGUGACCAGUGUGACAAUUGCCCCCUAGUGCACAAUCCUGACCAGGCAGACACAGAUAAUGAUCUUGUCGGAGAUAAGUGUGACAACAACCAGGACAUAGAUGAGGAUGGCCAUCAGAACAACCUGGAUAACUGCCCCUACAUUGCCAAUGCCAACCAAGCUGACCAUGACAAAGACGGAAAAGGUGACGCCUGUGACCACGAUGAUGAUAACGAUGGUGUGCCAGAUGAUCGCGACAACUGCCGACUCGUGCCCAAUCGUGACCAGCUGGACUCUGACGGGGAUGGCCGAGGAGAUGCUUGCAAGGAUGAUUUUGACAACGACAAUAUUCCUGACAUAUUUGAUGUUUGUCCUGAAAACUUCGACAUCAGCGUGACAGAUUUCAGGAAGUUCCAGAUGGUUCACCUGGAUCCCAAAGGCACCACACAGAUUGAUCCAAACUGGGUGGUUCGGCAUCAAGGAAAAGAACUUGUACAAACAGCUAACUCUGACCCAGGCAUUGCAGUUGGUUAUGAUGAGUUCAAUGCUGUUGACUUCAGUGGCACCUUCUAUGUAAAUACGGACCGUGACGAUGACUAUGCAGGCUUCGUAUUUGGCUACCAGUCCAGCGGUCGCUUCUAUGUGGUGAUGUGGAAGCAAAUCACACAGACCUACUGGGAGGAGAAGCCAUCCAUGGCAUAUGGCAUCUCAGGUGUCUCUCUAAAAGUAGUAAACUCCACCACAGGUACUGGAGAGAACCUGCGCAAUGCUUUGUGGCACACAGGCAACACCCCAGGACAGGUUCGUACUUUGUGGCACGAUCCAAAGAACAUUGGGUGGAAGGAUUACACUGCUUACAGAUGGCACCUGAUCCACCGGCCUAAAACUGGUUUCAUCAGGGUUGUGGUGUAUGAAGGCAAGCAAAUUAUGGCUGAUUCAGGGCCUAUAUAUGACAAGACAUUUGCUGGAGGAAGAUUAGGGCUGUUUGUCUUCUCUCAAGAGCUUGUUUUCUUCUCCGAUCUCAAAUACGAGUGCAGAGAUAAUUGAGCUAUGGUUACUGUGGAAACGGUGAAGUACUGUACAGACAUCGUCACCAGCUCACCUCAGUCUGUCCCUGGUCAUCCUUUCCCCUACCUGCCUGGCCAAUGAGAUGGAGGGCCUGCCUCUCCAUAUUGCUCAGGGCCUAUUACUGCUCAGCUUUCCCUCCCAAUCACAGGGAGCCCUUAUCCACCCUGAGCUCCACCCCUGCCCUGAAGAGAGCAAGGACAUUUGUACCAUUUGUACGUGCCUUCAGUAAAUCAUAUAAUACACUGCAUAUACAAUACUAAGGUGUUUUUUCAAUUGCUUGCCAUAUAUAUGCCUAGAAGAUACCAAGUAUCUUCAUUGUUCAUGUUAAAGGGAUCAUUGAAGUUCUACAACCACUUUUUUAUGUAUGCAUUUCUUUAAUGGUAUAUUAUAAUUGUUUUGAUUUACUGAACAUUUGCCUUUACUGGCAGUUUCUACAUCAACUUGAUUUGCUACAGAUAUGAGCAUGUGUUCAGACCAGAUGUCAUGGUUUGCUGCAUCAGAUUUCACCCAGUUAUGUAGAUGCUUUAAAGAUGCACACAUCAUAAGAAGCUUUAAGUGCUCACUUGUAUCUGCCAAGCAGUAAAGAGGUGAUUUUUCCAAGUUUUUUUGUUUUGACUGUAUUGUAUUUCAUUACCAUAUCACAUUGUUCAAACUUUCUUGCACAUAUAGCCUAUUUUUACUGAUCUUAUUUCCUGCCAUCUUGAAUAUUGUUUAGUUAAUCCCUAUAUUUUAACAGGGAGGAUUUUCAUUUGCAAUAGAAGUGAACCUUUGUAAGUUUAAAAUGUCUGGGGGGAUGAAGAUGUUAAUAUUUAGACUGUAUUAUAAUUUCUUCUGUAAAUUAUUUAUGUUGUCUUGCCUUUUUCGUUUGUGAGGCGUAGUCAUUUUUUUUUGUUUUUGCCAAAGAUUGUAAAUAAUUAUUUAUUUGUUUACACUGACGACAUUUCACAAUUGAAGGACAUAAAACACUUUACUCCAAGUCCUUAAUAUCUCUACCAAGAUUAAAUACCUUUUCCAUUAGGCCUCUUUGAUUUAAGAACUCUUUGUAUACAAUGUAAUACAGUUUGGUAAUUUGGUAUUGUAAUAAGGUUUGGUUAAAAAGUCACAAGGCAUUCUGAAAGGUCUGAGAAACAUGAUCUCUGAAAAUGUAGAUCAAUUAUAAAAAGCUGCAAGGGAUUAUUUUCUCGCUGUUGAUGAGCCAGAACCAUUUUGGAGAAAAAAACUCUGAAAAUCUGGACCAUGAGAGAAGCCAGGGUAAUCUGUCAACUUAUAAGGCAUUUAAGAAGAAGAAGAAAUCACACACACGCUUAUUAUUUAUGUUGAAAGUAUCUCUUUGGGUUGUAUUUCAAUGAUUAGUUUUCCAGUUACUUAUGCUUGAUAUGUGGUAGGUAGGUUUCUGGGUGGAAUAGGGUGAAAAUAAUGAUGAACUGUCAUCAAGGCUAAGUUGAAAGGGUGGAGAGUGGUAUUUGAUCUCUUUAAAACUUUUUGCAAAGAUAGUAGGAAGCUGUUUUUAACUGAUAUAAUGAAACCACAAGCGACAAUGGGAAAAAGUCCCUUGCAAAUUCUGUUCUUCUUUACAUUCCUAAUGUUUUGGAGCAUCCAGAAACAGGAGGAUUUAAAUGAAUCAUGACAUUAGCAAUGUAUAGGUCAUAGUUUUUUUGUAUAGCAUUAUUGUUUUUUACAUGUUAAAUAAUCAGUAUAUUAUAUUUACUGUUGUGUGAUAAUCGUGAUGCACAAAUGUAAAUUUUUCAGGUAUCCACUUUUCUUAAGAUUUACAUUUUUUUUAAAAGCAAAUAAACAUUUGUAUUUGUUCACCAUUAAGAGAUUAUCUUGUUUGA